This is a messenger RNA of Hyaloperonospora brassicae, 5880 nucleotides long. The record is from the annotation of a GenBank genome assembly. NCBI's taxonomy places the organism in Eukaryota, Oomycota, Peronosporomycetes, Peronosporales, Peronosporaceae.
AUGGCGGACGUGGUGACGCCGCGCGUGCGUCUCGUGGUAAAGAGCGCUGCGGGCGUGGGCGUCGCACAGGCAACAGGCGGCGCAGAAGCGGCUUUCGAUCCCUACUGCCAAGCGCAAUGCGGUGAGGUGGUGCUACGAACUGCCGCGAAGGCGAAGACGACGACGCCAGAGUGGAUGCAGCACUUUACGUUUGGUGUCAAGAAGCCGCUGGGCACUGCCGUGAAGUUGAAAGUCUUUGGGAUGAACGAGCGCGGGAGGGACGUGCUGCUGGGCAGCGCCGUGCUACAGAUUGAGGAGCUGACGCCCGAGGCGACGACGACUCAUGAACUGACGCUAGUGGACGCUACAGGAGCUGGUUGUGGAGAGCUGGUGGUUGAGGCCACGUACGAGCCAAAGUACACGACGCCGUCGCUUCGAACUGAAACUGCUACGGCGCCGACGCCAACGGCCACGAAACUGGCAGCUCCCGUGUCUCCAAAGAGCAGUCGACUAGCGGAACCUGCGGCAACACAAGAAGACGAGACGGCAGCAGAGACGACGAGUGAUGCUGCAAGUGUCGCAGCUACUGAGUCAGUGCCGAAUGCGGACGGAAAUGAAGCUCGACCGUUCGCACGACCUCCAAAUGUCUAUGUCGUGACGAUCCUAAAGGCGACUGGGCUGCCUGCUUGUGAUGGCACAGGCCCUGAGGCAACGAGUGACCCGUACGUGCUUGUCACGUGCACAAAGAACGUGUCACAGCAGACGAGGACGCAGCAGCAGACACUGCAUCCGACGUGGCGACAGCGAUUUUACUUCUCGGUUGCUCCCGAAAAGAAGCAGCUUUUGGAACUGGUGGUGAAAGACAGCGAUCUACUUACGAGCAGCUUUAUGGGACGAUGUGUCAUCGAUCUAGACGAGUUCACGAAGCGCUCGUUCGGCAAGAAGCAAACGUUUUGGCUGGUGCUGAUGCAACAAUCAGAUGCGAAGAGCACAAACGCUGGCAGUGACUUGAGACUGAACCGCGAAGCGGACGGUGGAAGUGGGAAAAUCUGUCUUGCGAUUGAAGCCAAGUACCUUGACCAAGAUGUUAGCAGCUUUGAGCAAGGAGAGAUUGACAACGUCACUGAAGUUCCCAGUGAAAGCGAGCUAUAUGGCUUGGGAAGUGAAAUAUAUGGCGCCGGGGACGACAAUGAAGGAGGCGGUGCUAAUCGUGACCACCAUACGGACGAUGGGACAGCCGGUGAUGGGGACGAUGACGAAAUCAUUGCGAAGCAAACAGAAGCUGAAUCCCAGCGAAAGAAAGAAGAAGAAGAGCGUCAAAAGAUGCUGACUGAGCUGUCCAAGGUACAGUUCCAAUCAGGUGAUUAUCAGAUUCGAGUGCGGAUCAUUGAAGUUCGUGAUCUCCAGCCGAUGGAUGCCAAUGGUUUGUGUGAUCCCGUCGUGUCAGUUGAGUGCCUUGGCCAACGGCAGCAUACUAUGGUGAAGCAGAAGCAGCUCUCGUGUGUUUUCGAUGAGUACUUGUACUUCGACUUCAAAAAUUUAGACAAAGAAACGAUCCAACAAGGAAGCGUCCAGAUAUCGGUGUUCGACGCUGACGGUCCAGGCUCGUCCACGAAUCGGCCGGCGAUAGCUCGAGUGUUCGAUGAUCUCGUGGGUUUCUUUUCGAUUGACAUCCCGUACGUUUACUUCCAGCCUGAUCAUGAACUCAAGCGAAAGUGGGUGGCUUUGGUCGGAAGUGGAGCAACCAACAGUGACUGCAUUCAAGGCUACGUUUUACUUUCACUUGCUGUGUUAGGACCUGGAGACAAGAUGAAGCUGUAUAAUACUGCAGAAGAUAGAGACCCGGACGAACAUCUGGUGAAGACAAAGGCAGACAUCAGUUCCAUGGUCCUUGUUCCUCCCCGCGUGACCCAGACAUUGAGUUUCCUGGUCAUUACGAUUUAUCGAGCUGAAGAACUACCCGACAUGGACUACAGCAUGAUGAUGCAUGGAGGAAUCGAUGGAUACAUUCGAGCAUACUUUGCUGGUCAAGACGUGCUGGAGACGAAGAAGGUGACGGUCAAGGGAAGUGAGAAUUUACAAGUGACAUACAAUCAAGAGCUGUGGUUCCCCGUGCUCUUGCCGACAAUGAGCGACAACAUCUUCUUGUCUGUAUGGGAUUGGGAUAUGACCGCAACAGACCAGCUUCUUGCCAACGUUCUGCCACCGUUUUCGUUCAAGCAGGUACAGCGUUACCCCGACCUAUUUAAGUACGUGUGGGCAAACUUGUACGGACCCCCUGUAGGGUACGAUGCCAAUUCGGGCCCUUCUCAAUAUAUGUUGAACCGCCCCGCACAAGCCAGUAUGUACCGGGGACGUGUUUUGCUGUCGCUACGAACCGAGAAUGGGUCGCAAUCAGUAAAUGAUAACGCCCACGUAAGGACAGUGCUGAACACGGAUAUCAGGCCAAAGAUGAAGAGGUACACUCUGCGCGCCGCACUAUUCUACGGGACGGAGAUUCCUGCUUUUACGAGCAAAACGAACUGGAACCGAAACGCGCGAAUGCUGUUGAAGAUUUCAGUGGGUCGCCAUACUGUAGAAAGCUCGCGAGUCCACAAUUUAUCCGGUAUUUGCCACUUCAACCAGUAUCUCGAUAUCGUGGACGUGGAACUUCCCGCAAGCUUAGACCAAGUGCCUGACGUGUUUGUACAUCUUGUCCGUCCGACCAUGAGCGAGUCACGGCCUAUCUGUUUCGCUCGUUUUAAGGCGCAAGAUCUGUUUUGUCAAGACUCUGAGACACUUAAGACUAUGGCACCACCUCAGUGGGUCGUGCUUAAUGAAGACAAGGUCCUAAACGAGCUCAAUGAUCACGACUUUAACGGUAAUAUUCUGAUGAAUCUGCGCUUAGAAGAUGCGGUUCAGAUUAGGCGCAACGAGGAAGAGGCUGCGCAGCGUUGGCGACAGUACGCGAGCACGACAGUGCAGUACAUGAAAUACGUGCUCUUUGUUCAUGUUUUCCAAGGCAAAUGCUUACCAGCUACUGACGUCGACGGUUUGCUGGACCCUUAUGUGAAGGUGGUCUGUGUCGGAUCUGAAGGCCGAGUUAGCACACGAACGUCAACGCGAGACCCUUGCUUCUACGAGACGGUCGUUCUCGAUGUGGAGCUACCCCAGGAUGAGAAGUUCUUACCCAAAGUGUCGCUCCAGAUUUAUGACUGGGAUCGAUAUGAUGCGGACGACUAUGUCGGAGGUCUGAAGCUGAGUUUGGGAGAAUUUCCGCAGAUGUCUUCGUCUGAUUAUUCCAAGAUUCGUUCGAUUGGCGAGUAUUCGGCUCCGCGUCCGAAGUGGUUUCCCAUAAGCUAUGAAAAACCUGGUGAUACCCAAGGUGAGCUGCUCUUAUCGUUCGACCUUAUCAAGAAAGACACACCGGGGGUCAUUGUAGAACCACCUGAGUCCAUUUGUCCACCUACCGAAGAUGCUUUUGUCGAGAUCAUGUGUCUAGGAUGUCGUGGCUUACAACCAAAUGGUUUUGCGCCUAUCAAUACCCCCUUUGCAAAGUUUGAAGUUGGCGGAAUGACCAAAACAAACCAGCCCAAGUUUACAAACCCAUCUUCCAAGCCGAGUAGUCGGAACCCAAAUUUUUUGCAACGGGUUGUGAUUCCAGUCAAAAUGCCGAUUGAUGUGCUUUUCGCACCACGCCUUAGCAUAACGGUGUACGACCAACUCUUUGGUGGAUUCUACAAGCCGGUGAUCGGUGUUUGUUCCAUAGACCUUAGCAAAAAGAUGCCGUAUUCGAACGGACAGCCGAAUCCUUUGUACAAAGACGAGUGUAGUAAAAGCGACCGUAGGAGAAACCCGUACGUCGAUUGCGGCGACGAUCUAUCGACAUACCCAGGCACGAUCCCCUCCGAAGUACUGAGCGCUCAGUCACAUGACGACGACGAAGACGAACUUCCGCACUACAUGCAACAGCGUGAUGUCGUUGAUGGCGAGCUGGAAGAUACGCUCGACUCUCCAUUUGAGACCUAUGCACUUUUUCGAGGUUCCAUGCCAGCACAUAGUGGAUGCCAUUCAAGUGAACAGUCCUUGAUGAGCUACCGUUCAGUCGGGAAGUUUAAAGGCACCGUGCGUAUUCUGAAAACGCGAGACCAAACCCCUCUUUUCGAUUUGGACCAGUUUCUGAACCCGCGGCCAUACCUUGUCCGCGUCUACGUCUUGGAUGCGGCGAACUUGAUUCCAAAGGACGUAAAUAACAGCUGCGAUCCAUACUUGCGAGUGAGUCUUGGCGAUGGGAGACGCCAUGAGCAGGUGUUUAGUGACCGCAGCAAUCAUCAAUCGGAGACGCUGACGCCAAAAUUCCACAAGAUGUACGAGUUCAAGGCGGAUCUACCAGGCGCGUCCGAGUUGAAGCUGGAGGUGCUGGACUAUGACUUUUUCGCAAUACCUACGUUUCCAAGCGGCCUGAGUAAAGCACUGGGCGCUGCCGUAGAAAAUACGGUCUAUGGCGAUGAUUUUGUGGGCGCAACUCUCAUCGAUUUAGAGGAUCGAUGGUUUGACGCGAAGUGGCAGAAUCUCGGUCGUCAGAUUGACCGGCCCGAGCACCGCAAGCCACUGGAGGUUCGUUCUCUAUUCGCACCUUCCAGUACGCUUCCGCAAGGCAGCCUCCGUCUGUGGGUGGACAUCCUGAGUGGAGCUGAGAUGAAAGUAGCAAAGCCGCUGGACAUCUCGCUGCCACCUUCGCAGGCAUUCGAAGUGCGCGUGAUAAUCUACAAAGCUAAGAAUGUGACAGCAGGGGACUUUACCGAUCUGAGCGACUUGUUUGUAAAAUGCUGGCUCCAAAAUCGUGACGACAAGUCUCAAACUACCGAUACACACUGGCGAGCGAAGCACGGGCGUGCGUCGUUCAACUGGCGCAUGAAAUUUGACAUUGAGCUACCGCUGGACCCAAAACGGGAAGCCGAUCGUGGUUGCCUUCACUUUCAGAUGUGGGAUCGCGACGUCGUUUACGAUGACUGUCUUGCUGAUUCAGUGGUGGACCUGACGCCGUUUCUCAAGAUGGCGUUCAAGACGAAACAAGCUGUAAAUGUGUUCGCCAAACCCAAGCCAGUGCGCAUCCGCGGAAGUGAAACGUUGCCGUACGAAAGACCUUCUCGUUACUCAGGGUACUCUGGUACGGAAGACGCCACGUCUGCACCUCGCUUGCGUUCUCCUCGUUCAGACGAAGUUGUGCUCUCGAUCCCUGAUGAAGACGGAAUACCUAUCGACAAAGAGCCGUUACUUUGCAAAAAUCUUGCCUCUGACGGUAACAACGAAACUGACGAGGAGGAGGACGCCAGCAUGGAGAAUGCGAAAUCGCUCGUCGAUUCCUUUUUGCAUCGGUUAGGCAUGGGAGAUGACCCGGAAGAUGCCAGUUGGCUUACAAUGACGACUCGUGACUCCCGCACGGGCGACCGCUUGCGUGCGGGUGAGCUACUGAUAUCGCUCGAAAUCUUGCCUAAGCAUCUAGCGGACGUACGGUCGGCUGGGCUAGGGCGUGGCGAGCCGAACAACUUUCCGUUUUUACCAGAGCCUGUGGACCGCCUGCACCUCUCUGCUAUGUGGAAUCCCUGCUACGUGUUAGAGGCAUUGAUGGGGCCGAAGUACUAUCGUGCCUUUGCCUCGUUCUUGCUCGGCGCUAUCUUUUUCAUGCUCGUGUUGUUUGCCGGACCACUCAUCAACGUGCUCUUGAUGCUGCUUGAGCUGGUGCCCCAACCGUUUGGACUCAUUCUCUUCUUCUUGGUGCUGUCACUAUUGGUGGCCAUUCUCAUCUAUAUGGUUCGCCGUUGUCGCCGAGCUCUCAUCAGAGUGUCAAGUGAGAACGAUUCCAACGGACCAACGGGAGGAAAGAGUCAGAAGCGUAAGCCUCACCGCGCUCUGUACUGA